Molecule: messenger RNA, 2468 nt
Organism: Trichechus manatus latirostris (Florida manatee)
Lineage: Eukaryota; Metazoa; Chordata; Mammalia; Sirenia; Trichechidae
Gene: MEFV
Product: MEFV innate immunity regulator, pyrin
Exons: 9
Coding region: 80-2218 (712 amino acids)
Biological process (GO): protein ubiquitination
Cellular component (GO): cytoplasm
Molecular function (GO): ubiquitin protein ligase activity; zinc ion binding
Source: RefSeq, a predicted model, not a curated record
CCCUCUGGGCCCCAGAACAGAGGGCUGCUUCUCCUCCUAGAAACCAGACAGCCAGCUCUGGCCGCUCCUGGCCAGUGCCAUGGCCAAGAAACUUAGUGACCAUCUCCUGAACUCCCUGGAGGAGCUGGUGCCCUAUGACUUUGAGAAGUUCAAGUUCAAGCUGCAAAACACCAGCCUGGAGAAGGAGCAUCCCCGUAUUCCCCGGGGCCUGCUCCAGAUGGCAAGACCAGUGAAGCUGGCCACUCUGCUGGUCAACAACUAUGGGGAGGAGGACGCCGUGCGGCUGACCCUGCAGGUACUGCGGGGCAUCAACCAGCGCCUCCUGGCAGAGGAGCUCUACAAGGCCACCGGCCAGGACUAUCCUACACAAGAAGGUGGCACUGACAGUUCAGCAGUGUUGUGUUCCUCUGGGGAGAAUAAGCCCAAGAGCCUGAAGAUACCAGAUGGCCCGGACGGUGACAGACAGCAACAAAGUGGUGAGGGAAUAGCUAGCCUGCAGUCUGGCCAGCCUGAGGCUGAGAGAGGGUUCCAGAAGAAAUCCCAGGACAGGCGGAGAGACCAGGGCCCAGAUGGGCAGGGCAAGCCAGCGGUUAGGAGCAUGACUCCACCUGCUAGGAGAGGCCCAUUCCUGUCUCCGGCUAGGCUGGCUGGGGAGAAGGGGUGCAUCCUAAGCUCCAGACUGCGCAGGAAUGCCCACUCUACCAGCAGGCUACAGGGGCUCUCCAGCAACUCAUUCUGUGGGUCCUUGGUAAGGAGAGAACCCAAGAGAGCUGAAGGCAAGAAGCGACCCAAAAGUCUUGAACUGGCCAUUUCUUCAGAAAAGGGAGAACCCCUAAACCCAGAAAUUCUUCUGACUCUAGAGGAGAUAAAAAUUGUGAGUCCAGACACAGUAGGCACCCCUGGGAAAAUGGCCAUUCCAGAUAUCGAGGCUACUGUGGCUCCAGAGAAAGGUUCCAGGAAUCCAGAACAAUCUGUGAUCCAGGAGGGAGGAACAUUCAGGAAUGUGCUCACCAGUGUGUCCUUGACUGGAGAGGAGAAAACCCAGGAGCAUCCAGAAUCCACAACACCCUCGGAGGAAAACAGAAUCGGAAGUGCAGAGGCCCCUGAGAUGCUCCAUGAGCCUUCAAAUCCAAAAGCCCCUCCAUUUUUGGGGAAGAAAGGACACCAGAAUCCGGGACACCUGGCAUCCUUAGGCAUGGUGGCCUGUAAAGGGAGACCAUGGGAAGGAGAGUCGGCUGGUGGUACCUGCGUACACGGUUCCAGCAGCUGCUCAGGGGGCCAUGGGGCCUUGGACGGCCGUUUAUCCAGUUGCCCCCGGUGCCAGACCCCGCUCCCAAAGGAGCAGCUGCUGCACAGCCUCAGCCCCGAGCCUCCGCCCCCGUGUGAGCGUCACAUGAAGCAGCCCCGCCUGCUCUUCUGUGAGGACCACAGGGAGCUUGUCUGCCUCAUCUGCAGCCUGAGUCAGGAGCACCGAGGCCACCAGGUGCGCCCCAUCGAGGAAGUCGCCCUGGAAUUCAAGGAGCAAAUUCACUGGCAGCUGGAGCAUCUGAAGGAGUUGAGAAAAUCUGGGGAGGAGCAGAAAUACCAGGGGGAUAAGGAGACAGCCAACUUCCUGAAACAAACUGAAGCCCAGAAGCAGAAGGUUCGGCAUCAGAUGCAGCAGCUGUGCCAGUUUCUGGAGAAACAGGAGCAGCUCUUUGUGGCCUGGCUGGAGGAGCUGGGUCAGACCAUUGGCCAGGUCAGGGAAAAGUACGGCAGCCGCGUGUCCCAGGACAUUGCUCUUCUUGAUGAGCUCAUCGGUGAGCUGGAGGCCAAGCAGUGCCAGCCAGCAUGGGGGCUUGUGCAGGACAUCGAAGUCACCCUGCACAGGGCCAAGACAGUGACCAUCCCGGAGCCAUGGGCCACCCCUCCAGAGGUGAAAGAGAAGAUCCACCUCUUCUACCAUAAGUCAGAGUUUGUGGAGAAGAGCAUGAAGCGCUUCUCGGAAAGCCUACGUUCGGAAGUGGAGAUGCUCACGGUUCCAGCAGUAACAGCUGCUCAGGCACAUGCAGUUAAGUGCCAGAUCAAGGUGAGUGGCCUUGGCCUGCUGGGUCCCUGUGCUCUCCCCCACCAGGUCCCAGAAGAGUGGUCGAGUCCAUGUUUCCUGGAGGUGGGGAGAACCUGUGGGGAUGCUGCCCAUGGACCCCCAGCUGGGUAUUGUGACUUCCUCUGCAGUUAAUGUGAUUCUGGAUGCAGAAACCACCCACCCCAACCUUGUCUUAUCUGAUGAUCUGAAGAGCGUGAGACUUGGAAACAAGUGGGACCAGCUGCCUGAAGGCCCAGAAUGUUCAGUAGCUGCAUCCUGGUCGUGGGCUCUCCGACCUUCCUCUCUGGCCGCCAGGACUGGGAGGUGGAGGUGGGAGGCAAGACAGGCUGGGUUCUGGGAGUGUGCAAAGCAUCCACGAGCAGGAAAGGGAGUGUGGCUCUGU